Molecule: messenger RNA, 951 nt
Organism: Oryzias latipes (Japanese medaka)
Lineage: Eukaryota; Metazoa; Chordata; Actinopteri; Beloniformes; Adrianichthyidae
Source: RefSeq, a predicted model, not a curated record
UUGGUGGACACUUAAGUGUGAAAAGUGUAAAAGUUCCUGCUGAUUCUCUCCACAGUGCUCUAUUGAAGAGUGGGAAAAGACGAUGGAAGGACUGCAGCAGUUUCACUCUGUCUUCAAUGCCAUGGAGAGGAGGUUCUCUGAGGAGCAAGCUGCAGUGUACAGCAUGCUCUCUGACGCUGAAAGGGAAAAUAUUCAGGACAUAGAGGAGCUGAGAUGUGCCAUCAAGCGGGAAGCAGCAGAGCUGGAGAGGCAGUUGAAAGAACUGUCCCAUCACUACAAUGAAAGUCUACAAAGGGAGAUGGACAGUCUGCGAUAUGAGCAGUCUCAGCUUUGCUCACAGGUUGCUCUAUCAGGGACUGUGCUCACAUCAAGCCCCUCCCACAGAGCAGCAGCUAUUCAAUGCUCUUUGCUGCCCUGGCCCCCCUCAGCUGAUGAGCAGACAUCUUGUGUUUCCACCAGCAGCACAGGAAGUGCAGAUGUCAUCCCAAAGUCCCCCUUUGGGUCAGUCAGCAUUACUGACAGCCAGGCUCCUUCUCCCACAACUGAAAAACUGGACAUCCUGGGUCUUCUCCACAGAGUAGGAAAGUCCUGCAUCCAGUAAUCUUAUCAAUAAAGUGUUCCUGUUUAUUAUCGUAGAAUAAAGCACAGACUACAAUAUUUCAUCAAACUGUUUUGGUUUAUUUUUACAGUUCCCGCAUUUGCAUUUAGCUUUAUUUUGCUUACAGACCUAAUCAGCCUGUAACUGCACCUCAGACUUUAACCUGUAACCUGAUGAAACACUUAAAUUGCCUGUGGUGGACUGUCAUUGGCUGAAGCUUUAGUAAGCCUCUGAUCUUGGAGAGUGGUGGUAGCAUUACAAAUACAAUGUGUAAGAAAACAACAAUACCCCACCAGGCACAGGAUGUCUAGUCAAUACCUAAUAUACAUCUACUGUAGAUGUCUACUGACAUC